This is a messenger RNA of Mesocricetus auratus (golden hamster), 872 nucleotides long. RefSeq names its product small integral membrane protein 29 (gene Smim29). The transcript is spliced from 5 exons. Lineage: Eukaryota; Metazoa; Chordata; Mammalia; Rodentia; Cricetidae. The record is from RefSeq and is a predicted model, not a curated record. Bases 483 to 731 code for a protein of 82 amino acids.
GAUGGGCUGCAGCGCGCCAGCCCCCGGCAGCUCGGGGUGCCGGGGUUCCAAGGCGCCCCGGUGGGCAGCGACCCCUCGGCACGGCCACCCUUCCCGCCCAGCCCCGUGGGAGCCACCUUCUGCGGGCCAGCACCCUAAGAGCGGCCUCAUGCCCUUCCGGUUCGGGCCCCCCUCUGCCUCAGACGGGAAGCUCGCGACUGGGAACCGGCGAAACUGGCCCACAGACACGGGGCAGUUAGUCCGUGCCUCUUCCUCUGGGGAUCCGGGACGGGAACUUGGGCCGUCUUUAGUGCUGCCGCCCAGGAUCGCGUCGUUUCUGUGGAUGGCAGCCAUCCUCUCCACCUCUGCCUGUCAGCUCUGGCCCGGAGGGGAGGGACGUGGGCGGAGCCCCGGGUGUACUAGAGACAGGGAGCCCAGGGGAGGCGCCCUCCUGAGGCCACCAUUGCUCAUGCAGACCACUCAGCCAUCUGGCUACUGAUGUCAUGAGUAACACGACAGUGCCCAAUGCCCCCCAGGCCAACAGUGACUCCAUGGUGAUGUACGUGCAGAAGAAGCAGCGGGUGGACAGGCUUCGCCAUCACCUGCUUCCCAUGUACAGCUACGACCCCGCAGAAGAGCUCCACGAGGCUGAGCAAGAGCUGCUGUCCGACGUGGGCGACCCCAAGGUGGUGCGUGGCUGGCAGAGCGGCUACCAGCACAAGAGGGUGCCCUUGCUGGACAUCAAGACGUAGACUGGUCAUGCCGAACCCCCCAUGCUACCCACCCAGGCGCAGGGCGUCUACUGCAAGCAGCCCUCCGCUGGCCCCGAUGGCCCCUUUUCCUUGUGGAGCGGGUGGCUGGGUGACAGCUUUGCUUCCUCUAACCUGCUUGGA